AUGGUUCUAACUGUAGAGAUAGAGAAAAAACGUCCAGAUGCUGUUGAAGCUGGAAAAUUUUAUCGAGAUAGUUCCGGACUUAAUGUGCGCAAAGGUCCAGUUUGUACAAAAUACGAAUAUUACCAACAGUUCUACCACUCUAUUACCUAUAUUAAAAAAGUCACAUACGACAAUAAAGAUCUCAAUUUUCAUGAUGAUAAAGGAAAAGCUAAAUCGCUUGAAAGUGGUGUAACCGAUGUGGUCACGUAUUACAACAAAACUUACGAUAACUAUCCAGAGAAUGUCAUGAGACCUCUCCUCUUGAGGGUUAAGGAUGCUUGGGAACAUGGUUAUGUAUGGUAUGAAAACAUGGGUAAGAACGGAGAUAACCUGUCAUGGAGGCAAAUUCCUAAAAAGAUGACACAUCAUUUUCCCACAGAUGAUCCUGGUAAUUGUACUAAGGAUUUGGAAAAGAAGUUGAAUGACCUCACUUGUCAACUCUAUAAUCUCCAUCGUGUUGAUAUUAAGUGUGAUGAAGGUACUCACUAUUGUCCACUUUGCCACGGUGAAGAUACCAAAGUCACAGUUUCUAGGACAAGCUUUGCUAAUGGAUAUACAGAGUACAAACACAAGUAUAAAUCUAACAUUAAAACUGCUACAUAUGAUGAUGAGAUCCUUGUUUACAAAAACUCCACCAGUGAGGAGUAUAAACCAUUCGAUCUUCGUAUAUUCGCUCCUAAUCUUACAGUUUACUACUGGAAUGAGGACAAAGAUCGUAAAAGGCCAUUGAUGAUGCAAAUGCCUAAUAAAGGUAACACUAAAGCUAAAGAUACAGCAGCUCAUUUUGUAAACGAGUAUAUCCAGGGAGACAACACUAGAUGGAGGUUUUUUACCCUUAUAGAAAGUCUAAAACCACUCAAAGACGAGCCCCUAGAAAAGGAACUGGAAAAACUUAAAUGUCAACUCAUCCGUCCGGUAGUAAUAGAUCUUUCCUCGCAAGAAGGAUAUGUAAACAAGGGAAGUGUGGACCCCAAAGGGAAAAUAGAGGUCAAAAACUACCCAAUCAAUCUAUCAUCUAAAUACACAGCCAAAGUACACACCUAUGGAGAAGGUACUUUCACCGUAACAGGCCUUAAUAUUGGAGAUGAAGAACAAAAACUUUAUGGAUUAACAAAGGGUGAGGUUGUUACAUCCGUAUGGGAUGUUAAAAGUGUUAUUGUAUUUUUUGCUGAAUCUUGCAGUGGUUCAAAUGACCCAAUUCUGGUAUACUUUGAUGUUUUAAAGGGAGGAAUGUGGUAUGAAAAUACAGGACAUAAUAAUGAAUGGCGAGAAGAAACUACUCUGAAGAGAAGCGCUCCAGGUGACUCCGAUAAAGAGGAGAUUGAAGAAGCUCUUUGUGGAAUAGGAGGGAAUUUAGAGGUAGAUACAGAACCGGUUUCUGAUGCCAGCCAACCUUCUGAAACCACCACUGAGGUUAAAACAGUUCCUCUUCCUACCUUUGUUACUCCUAGCGCUCCUGAAAAAUCUACUGAAGAACCUGAGCCUACUGGGACAAUUCCAUCUGUAAAGGAUACAGGAAAUAAGACGGAAAUUGUUCAUGAUGCCAUGGUUACCGGAGCUGGUGUUAGUCUCAGUCUAUGGAGGGAUCAAACUAUAAUCUUGGUCAUGUGCACAGCGCUGAUGAUUUUUAUGUAUAGUAGGCUAACUGAGCAUUUUAGAUACUUCUAUAGGAGACUCACAUCUAGAUACGUUCUUCUUUGA
This is a messenger RNA of Theileria equi strain WA, 1740 nucleotides long. RefSeq lists its product as hypothetical. NCBI's taxonomy places the organism in Eukaryota, Apicomplexa, Aconoidasida, Piroplasmida, Theileriidae. The record is from RefSeq and is a predicted model, not a curated record. The transcript has a single exon. Bases 1 to 1740 code for a protein of 579 amino acids.